Messenger RNA from Musa acuminata AAA Group (dessert banana), 1947 nucleotides. Its product is annotated as CMP-sialic acid transporter 1. Gene Ontology annotation, cellular component: Golgi membrane. Bases 437 to 1033 code for a protein of 198 amino acids. The transcript has 6 exons. Gene Ontology annotation, biological process: pyrimidine nucleotide-sugar transmembrane transport. NCBI's taxonomy places the organism in Eukaryota, Viridiplantae, Streptophyta, Magnoliopsida, Zingiberales, Musaceae. Gene Ontology annotation, molecular function: pyrimidine nucleotide-sugar transmembrane transporter activity; sialic acid transmembrane transporter activity. The record is from RefSeq and is a predicted model, not a curated record.
CCUACAUUUCUCUACUGGUGACAUCUUGAUCCUUAUAAUUGGAUGGGUUGUAUUUCUUUCAAUUUGACAUGGUUGAUCAUGCAGUGUGGCUGUGGCUGAUGUAGCUUAUUAGUCUUUGAGCCAAAUACAUACCAACACAUCAGAUUUCGCUGUCAAGUUAACAUAAUUGCCACUAGAGAACAAGGAUUAUGAUUGGGAAUAACAUUCUUUUGUUUGUUCGAUAGGAUCACAAUUUUCUUCCGUCUUAAUCUUAAUUUCCACAGGAAAUCAAAGGAUUGGACCAAACCGAACCGGGUUCAGUGCUGAUUCGGCUUUAAUUGAAUCGGGCGAUCCAUCGAUUAAAACACCCGCGAUCGGUGGCUUAUUGAACACGGUAUUCGCAUAUAUCAUUGUUAUAAUAGCCAUCUCUGGAUCGGAAGAACAAGAACGGUAGAGGAUGCCUUGGUAUUUGGUUGCGACUUUGCUCACUCUCCUCGCUAGUUACCAGGGAAUUUUGACAACGCUGUCACAAAGUCAUGGAAAAUACAGAUAUGAUUAUGCUACUGUUCCAUUUCUUGCAGAAGUAUUUAAGGCGAAAGGUUGUGGAGAGGCAUCUUGUGAUUCCCUUUUCUCAGCACCUAUACAGGGUUACUUGCUCGGGCUCCUGUCUGCUUGUCUUUCCGCUUUAGCUGGUGUUUAUACAGAAUACCUGAUGAAGAAGAACAAUGACAGCCUAUACUGGCAGAAUGUGCAGUUAUAUAUGUUUGGCACAAUUUUUAACAUGGCAUGGCUUAAGCUGGAUGAUUUUAGAGCUGGAUUUGAAUAUGGACCCUGGUGGCAACGUCUCCUUGAUGGAUACACUGUUACAACAUGGCUGGUUGUGUUAAAUCUUGGUUCUUCGGGCUUACUAGUUUCGUGGUUGAUGAAAUAUGCAGAUAAUAUUGUGAAGAUGUACUUUGCUCUUGCUCAAACGCUUGUAGACUUGCCAGCAACAACAAAUUUGGCCUUGGACACCCUAAAGGAAAUUGCUGCUGAGCGAAGAGGGGAAUCAUGAUUCUGUUGAUAGAUAAGCUCAAAUAACUGGAAUCUGUUGGUCAAGUGUGAUGCGUAUCUCAGAUAAAUUAUUUCAAAGGUGAAAAAGAGAAAAACUGUAAAAUCUUUUGGUUUGGAGAACGAGAUUGCUUGAAGAUGAGUAGAGCAAAUCAUUGGACAGGAAACUCCAGUUCCGCAGCGCGAAGCGCUUACAUAUCCAGAACCAUGCUGCAUAACCAAUGAUUCGAGCCAUAUAGCGUCUGGUGUAGCAAGCACACAGCUGGGAUAAAGGGUCUAUUUGUCAAGCAGUUGUUUCGGAAUCAUAAAUCAACGUGUUUAGAGGUUUUGUUCCAAAUUGGUUUUAUUACCGUCCAAAUGUAUUUCUUGGUAGAUGUUAAAUUCAUUCUUACUUGCUCUGAGGUUCCGAAGGGUAGGUUCACACGACUGAAUUAGCACCUGAUUUGCCUUCACAUUCUACCAGCUUGCAAUAUCCUGGAUCAGCAAUCAACACAGAAACAUAUCAGGUUUGAGUUUUCUAUUAAUUGAUGCAUUAAAAGCCAGAUUCAUAAUGUUCAUCGAGAAUGCCUUUUUUCAGUUUCUUGAUAACAGUAGAUAUGUUCACUUGUGCCGAUGGGCAACAUAAUAAUCCUGCGACUUGAAGUGCUUGGGUGAUUGAUCCUAGUAGUUUGCAUCUAUGAUAGUGUCCUAGGGUGUUGCAGUUCUUCGAGGAAAUGCCAUCUAACGACAGGGGGAGACCAAUGCCUCAGCUUCGUGUAACCGAUCACCUUGGAACUCUUCAGGAAAGAAGUGCAUGAACUUAAUGUGAUGUUAAUCCACACUGCUCGGAAGAAGACGAUUCUGCUGUACAAAUUCAUGUUAUCUCCACAGCUGAUGCUUACCUGGAUUCAUCGGAGGAAAUGUAUCGACCAACGCUAA